AUGACGUUCUGGAAUUCUAUGUUUUCCAAAUCUCAAGCUGUGCUAAGCGCAAUUAGAAAAGUACCAACGAUGAAAAUAUUUGAAAAGAACAUUUUGCCGGACAAAAAGUUGGAGGCAAACUUGAGAACCACGAAAGAUAAGUACUUUCCUCCGUACGGUUAUAUGUCUGGAAAAAUGAAAAGCAUGACUACAUCGAAGGAUGUCAUGUUUAAAGUGGCGGAUUUUUUGAAAGUCAAAGGAGGUAUGGGUGCAGCAAUCGAAAAUCACGGUCCAGGAGUAGAUAAUAUAUCACGCACAGAACUGUUCCCAGUAGCAAAACUAUGUACGAGUGCUGUGGCCACCACUCAAACCCCUGAAACCAAACCGGCAGUUGCUGUCAUUAACGAAUCAAUUAUUGUGCCGGGGUUUCCAAAACCUAAUGGCCAACCUCAGCCGAAUCCGUUCGACGGUCCUGAACGUGAUCUAGUUAAUUUUCCUAGAAUGGUGAGGUUAGAUGAUCCACCUAAAACUAGAUAUUUGUUCGUGCCUGAAAAAUGGUUUGAAGUAUUUUACGAAAAGACUGGAGUCACAGGUCCAUAUGUACUUGCUGCUGGUAUUACAACUUUUGUAUUAAGUAAAGAAAUAUGGGUAGUUGACCAUGAGUUCCCCUAUGUAUUGGCUACAAUCGGUUUGUUUUACGUUGGUUGGAAAAAAUUCGCAGUAUCUUUAGCUGAUUCCCUUGACAAAGAAAUUCGUGAAUACGAAGAGUCUUGUAAUGCUGGUCGAAAAGGUGAAAUCGACAGUUUAAAAGAAACCGUUGAAAACCAAAAAAUAGAAAAAAAUAGAACUGAAGCUGAAAAACACGUAAUACAAGCAAAACGGGAGAAUGUAGCUAUUCAGUUGGAAGCUGUUUAUCGUGAACGAGCCGUUCAAGCCUACAAAGAGGUAAAAAGACGUUUGGAUUAUCAUGUGGCUUUGGCUGACCUGACACACACGGUACAACAUAAAACUAUGGUCAACUGGAUCGUUGAAAAUGUUCUGAAGUCUGUAGCGGAUGAACAGGAAAAGACAAUUUUUAAAAAAUGCAUGUUAGAUCUGCAAGCAUUAGCUGCGAAAGCAUAA
Macrosiphum euphorbiae (potato aphid) is the source of this 1101-nucleotide messenger RNA. NCBI's taxonomy places the organism in Eukaryota, Metazoa, Arthropoda, Insecta, Hemiptera, Aphididae. The record is from the annotation of a GenBank genome assembly.